AUGCUUUUCACAGCCGGGUCAGAAGAGAAGGGUCACUGCCGUCCGAGAGCAAAGCGCAGGAAGGGGAGGAGUGCGGUGGAGAGGGGCAGUUCUUUCCAUCGUCAGGAUAAGGUGGCAUUGGCCGGUGGCGACGACGUGCUACAGUCUGGGCCUGCCAAAGACGGGGAGGGUAAGGGACGAGGGGCUGUAGGCGCUAAGGGCGACAGUGAUGGGGAGCGCAAGGGACGAGGGGCUGUAGGCGCUAAGGGCGACAGUGAUGGGGAGCGCAAGGGACGAGGGGCUGUAGGCGCUAAGGGCGACAGUGAUGGGGAGCGUAAGGGACGAGGGGCUGUAGGCGCUAAGGGCGACAGUGAUGGGGAGCGUAAGGGACGAGGGGCUGUAGGCGAUAAGGGCGACAGUGAUGGGGAGCGCAAGGGACGAGGGGCUGUAGGCGCUAAGGGCGACAGUGAUGGGGAGCGUAAGGGACGAGGGGCUGUAGGCGCUAAGGGCGACAGUGAUGGGGAGCGUAAGGGACGAGGGGCUGUAAGCACUAAGGGCGACAGUGAUGGGGAGCGUAAGGGACGAGGGGCUGUAAGCACUAAGGGCGACAGUGAUAGGGAGCAUAAGGGACGAGGGGCUGUAAGCACUAAGGGCGACAGUGAUGGGGAGCGUAAGGGACGAGGGGCUGAAGUCACGUACAAGCGGCGCAAGGUGGUUGACACGGGCGGUCACGACAGAAAAAUGAGGAAGGCUCGCCAGGGACGGAAACGGUACGCUUCACCCAGAUCGUCGUCCGGUUCCGAGGAGGGAUCCAGCGACGGGGAAUCUGGUAGUUCAUCUGGCAGCGAAUAUGGGGACGAGGAGGAGGAGGAGGAGGAGGAGGAGGAGGAGGAGGAGGAGGAGGAGGAGGAGAGUGAGGACCAAGAUCUGGAGCCGGAAAGCGAGGAGGCGGAUGAGGUGCGUCCCAAGAGAAAGGGGCGUGAUCGGAAGGCCAAGAAGGGCAUUCCUAAGAGGAACCGUGACAAGGGUCGGGACAAGGGCCGUAAGGGGCGCGACAGUCGUGGGAAAUCGCAUGGCAACAACGGUCGCCGGCGUGUGGUUUCCCAGGUUGUCCGUGUGCGCCCCAAAGUGAAGCCCGAGCCUGAAUUCUAUGCGGAGAUGGGAGUGAAAGCAACUGCUGCUCCUACUGGAUAUCUUGAUCGUAAAGACCAGACCCGAAGGAGGCGUGACGAUCGCGAGGACCCUUAUGCUGCUCUCAGAGGGCCAUCACUAAAUGCUGGGAAAGGAGCAGACCCGUUGCCUACAGGGUCAUGGCGUCAUAACAAGGAGGGAAAAGACCCACUUGCGAAGCGUCUCGAGACACGGGAUUCACCGGAUCUUGAUAAAGACGACUUUAAGCCCAAACGGUACGCUGACCCAACGGCCGCAGCAGCAAACGACGGUGUGGCAGCAUGUCGUUCCAAACCCCCUCUGCCUGCACUACGUCUGUUCUUGCUCAUUCGUAACCCCCUUGCCAGCCCCACAUUGUCAUGGUUGAUCCUCACCCAAACCCCUCUGCCCUGCCUGCCCCACCUCAGGAUCCUCACCCAAACCCCUCUGCCCUGCCUGCCCCACCUCAGGAUCCUAAACCCCAACCCCUCUGCCCUGCCUGCCCCACCUCAGGAUCCUCACUCAAACCCCUCUGCCCUGCCUGCCCCACCUCAGGAUCCUCACUCAAACCCCUCUGCCCUGCCUGCCCCACCUCAGGAUCCUCACCCAAACCCCUCUGCCCUGCCUGCCCCACCUCAGGAUCCUAAACCCAAACCCCUCUGCCCUGCCUGCCCCACCUCAGGAUCCUAA
This is a messenger RNA of Closterium sp. NIES-65, 1818 nucleotides long. The record is from the annotation of a GenBank genome assembly. NCBI's taxonomy places the organism in Eukaryota, Viridiplantae, Streptophyta, Zygnematophyceae, Desmidiales, Closteriaceae.